AUGUCGUCCGACGAGGAAAAACGACCGAAAAAGUUUUCUGAAAAGGAUCGUUGUUAUCGAUGCGGAUUACAAGGACAUUACGGUUACGAUUGUGACCUCUACCAUGGAAAAUCUUUAAAAUCCGAGAAAGUCCGAAAACAUAAACGGUCCUUUAAAGAAGAUGACAAAUGCUACGAGUGCGGAAAAGAAGGGCAUUACGGCUACGAUUGCCCGGAUAGGAUGCUCCGAGUUCGCGAGGGAGAGCUAGAAUCGGUAAACAAGAAAAUCAGUGGCAGGGCUUCGCCGAGAUAUGACGACUACAAAAUCGAAUCACGUGAUCGGAGUCGUAGUAGAUCACCUGUGGCUGAAACACGCAGACCACGUCACAAAUCAAGAUCUGACAAAGACGAAAAAGUGAUUGCUAAUUCGAAGUCGAAGAACGUCAGGGACAUCCGUAGUCUUUGGUCACUUUGA
Oikopleura dioica is the source of this 453-nucleotide messenger RNA. NCBI's taxonomy places the organism in Eukaryota, Metazoa, Chordata, Appendicularia, Copelata, Oikopleuridae. The record is from the annotation of a GenBank genome assembly.